AAAUGUUUUGGUUUUCUCGCAUGAAUCUCAUUCAUUAAAGGUAAACAGAUUACUCAAAUAUUAGUGGUAUUUUUUGAACCUUAACAAAAUGAAAAUAAAUCCAGAAAAUUGGAGACAUAUAAAACUCGAGCACAACAAUGACCUUUAUUUGACUGAUUUAACCAGUAAAAUUGACGAAAUGUCAAUCUCACCAAACUCUACUAAAAAUUGCUCCAAAACAAUCAACAAGUUAAAACAAAUCAAACAGGAAAAAAUGGUUGAAUAUAUUGGGAAAGAGCGAAAGCAGCUAUUUGAAGGAAUUUUCAAUCGUUUACCGAUCAAUAGCGCGAAACUGGAUGAAUACAUUUUGAGUCAGGCUGAUUUUUUCAACUUCGUUCGGGAUGAGAGGAUUGAAGGAAAUUUCGACACUGUUGACAUUUUUCGUGCCUACAAAUUUUUCAUUUAUCGAAAAGCUAGAACGAAAAGGAAUCGUAGAGUAGCUUAUCAACAAAAGUUAGAUGAAGAAGUUAAGUUAAUUGAUGAUGCUCUCUGCAAACGUAUGCCUGCAAUGGCUGGAAUUCAAAAUUCAGAUUUUUCUCCAGAAUCAGCUGAUAUGAGCCAAAGAGCUCUCUGUAAUAGACUCAAGUCUAUUUAAAAUUUCAUUCCUCUGUUUACAUUUUCAUCAAGGUCAUUCAGGUCAUUUCUAAGAGAAAGCGUUUCAAGGUCAUCUUAAGGUAAUAUCGUUAUUCUCAAUAUUUUUUCAGCCUGGAAAAAUGAGUUGGGAGUUUAUUGUAAUCUUAAUAUAUUACUUUAAUUAAACAGCUGAAUAGCCUUGUAUUGUCUUGAUGUCAAAUAAAAUUCAAAUUUAGUAUUAAUUUCCUCUGAAUCAACAGUUUUAUGAAAUUCUAUCCAACCUGUUAUCAAAUUAAUAUCAUGUUUAACGAAACGUGUUUGGCUCUCUUGGUGUAUCAAUUGCCUUGGGCAUGAUUAAAACAGUAUUUUGUGCCUACGAUUUGAUGGCCCUUCCCUUUUACACUGUUACCUAACAACCGACAUAAUACUUACCAAUUGUUAAUUUUUAAAGUGAUCAAAUCUAAUUAAUCAAAAAUGAACA
Molecule: messenger RNA, 1093 nt
Organism: Panonychus citri (citrus red mite)
Lineage: Eukaryota; Metazoa; Arthropoda; Arachnida; Trombidiformes; Tetranychidae
Exons: 3
Coding region: 89-634 (181 amino acids)
Source: RefSeq, a predicted model, not a curated record